AUGGUAUACGGGGGCCAAUGGUUCAAAGGUUAUCACAACAAAGGUAUAAUGAGUGCGAUUAUCAUAGCGAGGGAUCACAGCGACAGAGUCCCGAACGAUCAUGGAACAGCUCAAGGGUCGAUUCUUAGUCCAACUGAGUACCUUAUAUACAUCAACGAUAUGUGUAAUUUAUUCCACAGCUCACAGGGAUCUAAGUACUGCGGAGAAGCUGAUGCAUACUGA
This is a messenger RNA of Parnassius apollo (apollo), 222 nucleotides long. The record is from the annotation of a GenBank genome assembly. NCBI's taxonomy places the organism in Eukaryota, Metazoa, Arthropoda, Insecta, Lepidoptera, Papilionidae.